AUGAUAGACAUCUAUGAAGAUCUAGAGACUGCAAUUACUAGUGCUCCUCCAAGCCCAGAAAAAGAGAGAAGAUUUUUUGAAAAGAUAAGUAAUUUUUAAUUCGAUCUUGAGAAACUUCAAGAAAUUCAAAGUUCAAGUGAAUAUGAAAGAUCAUCUUAGUCUUCAAUAUAAUCCUCUUCAAAUUUCAGCGACAUACUUCAAGAUAAGAACGCUAUUAAGCUAGAAUUCAAGAAUCUGAGCUACAUUCUCAAAACUAAGGACAAUAGCAAUUAGAUCAAGGGAGGGAAAUAGAUUCUAAAAGGGAUAAGUGGAUUUGCUAUUCCUGGUGAAACUUGCUUUAUAAUGGGUGCUUCAGGUUCAGGAAAGACAACACUGCUUAAUAUAUUAAGUUAAAGAACUAAGUGCAUGAACAUGGGUGAUAUAACUGGGAAAAUCAAGGUUAAUGAUGAUUUAGAGAUGAAUGCUGAGAUGUUUGCAAAGUAUGGAGCUUACGUCAUGCAGGAUGACCUAUUAUUCUAAUUCUUUACUCCUAGAGAAGCCUUGCUUUUUGCUGCUAGGAUGAGACUUAAACUUUCAAUUAAAGAACAAGAAGCAAGAGUUGAUAGCCUAAUAGGAGAUCUAGGUUUAGUGAACGCGCAAAAUACAUUAAUUGGCAAUGCCCUUUAAAAGACCUUAUCUGGAGGAGAGAGAAAAAGGACAGCGAUUGGUGUUGAGAUCAUUACCGAUCCUUCUUUGAUUAUUUUAGAUGAGCCCACUUCAGGUUUAGAUAGCUUUAGAUCAGUUUAAAUUAUAAAACUACUAAAUAAGCUAGCAAGAAAAGGCAAGACUGUCAUUUCUAGUAUUCACAGCCCAAACAGUGAGGGCUUCAUGCUCUUUGAUAAGCUAAUAAUAUUAUCAGAUGGACAUAUCAUCUUUUAAGGCCAAGCUAAGCUUGCCCAUGAAUAUUUUUGCCAAAUUGGUUUUUAAUGCCCAACAUUCUAGAAUCCGGCAGACUAUUACAUGAAAACCUUCAGCUAAUCAUACCCACUUAAUGAUUUAGAUUAAAGAAAGAUUGAUCUCUUAAAAUAAUCCUACGAAAUCAAAAUUUCUGAGGCAAUCGCACUUGAAUGUGAAGAGCUGAAAUUACUCAAACCUUAAUUUUAAAAUAUUCAAGAAAAUACAUCCUUUAGAAUACAACUAAUUAAUUUGAUAUCUCGGAAUAAAUCCUAAGCUUUAAGAGACCCAAAACAUUACAGAGCUAGAUUGAUCUAAGCUAUUUAUACAGCUCUACUCAUAGUAAUGCUAUAUCAUAAAAUUACUGCAAGUGAUAAUCAAAAUAAUCAUAUGGACCUAGUUGGUGCAAUUUACUACUCGUGUUAAAAUACCGUUUUAUAAAACUUACUCGCCUCAGUUAUGAUGUUCUAUCCCGAGAGAAGAAUAUUUCUGAAAGAGAGCUCAUAGAACCUUUAUAGUAUCUAUGCUUACUACCUGUCGAAACUAACUCUUGAGAUACCAUUCUUGAUAUUGUAAGCCUGUAUUACAUCAAUAGUCAUAUACUUUGGCUUGGGUCUUGAAUUAGCAUUCUACAAGUUCUUUGGUUUCUUCUUUUCACUUAGCUGUUUGAUUUUGACAGCAGCAUCCUAUGGUUAGUUGAUUGGCUGUAUUUUCACUCGACCUGAGACUGCAUCUUAAGUAGCCCCUUUGAUGAUUAUUCCGUUGAAUAUUGCUGGUGGUUUUUACACAAAUUUAUCUAAUUUGCCAAAAUGGGUUUAAUGGCUCUAAUAUAUCUCUCCAAUAAGGUAUGGACUUGAAUCUAUCCUUUAGCUAUAGUUUGAUGAUGUUGAUUAAGAUGAACUUAAUCCAUUAGAUUAACUUGAUUUUGAUUUUGGUUACAAGACAUGUGUGCUAGCACUAAUAAGUCUUAUGAUUAUAUACAGAAUUUUAUCACUAGUAAUCUUGAAAAGAUUUGUGAAAAAUAAUAUUUGA
This is a messenger RNA of Stylonychia lemnae, 1965 nucleotides long. NCBI's taxonomy places the organism in Eukaryota, Ciliophora, Spirotrichea, Sporadotrichida, Oxytrichidae. The record is from the annotation of a GenBank genome assembly.